AUGGGUGUUGGACCCUCCUGCGCCCCUUCUUCGGCUUGUUGCACGCCCGGAGAGGAACCUGGUGCCGUGGAAGGGGUGGAGGCGGAAUCAAAGCUCGGGCAACUUGAGCAAAUUCCUGCCAUAAAGUAUGGCGAGGAUCCUGCGGUUGAUGCUGAGACUGGCGGACUUUAUCGCAGCUGCACGUAUUCCACCUUGAUGGAGAUACCGGACUUGCCCACCCGUGGAAGUUCAGGGGCGACUAUCGGGAUGAGCAAGACGGAGCGCCACACAUUGGGGAGGUAUUCCCACAUCGACAUGGGAGUGGCACGUGGCAUGUCCUUGCGAAAAUCACUUGAGGGUUUCGGUCGCCUCUGGAGAUACAACCCCGCUACAUGGGCAGACGAAGACCGCAUGAGCCUGUACAACAUGUCCACAAGGGUGACGCAUUUCCAGGCGUUCGUUUCUCACACUUGGCGAAGCCCUGGAAGAUGGAAAAUCCUGUCCCUGUCCCUCCAAUGCGGCUGGCACUACGGAUUGGUCUCCUGGCUUUUCGCCGCAACACUGUGCACCGCUCUUUGCCUGGCAGAUGUUCUGCCAAUGCCGCUGAUAUACCGGGCGAACAUCAUGGGCUUCGUCGAUGUUUGUCCGAUGGGCUUCUGGAUCAUGACUUGCAGCUGUCUGGCGACGGGGCUGGGGCUGAUGUCUACCCCGCUUUGGCCAGAUAGGUGUGGCCGCAGCACGGACACUUGCUUCAUUGAUGUGGCGAGCAUUCACCAGGUGGACAAGACGUUGAUGGAGCGAGGCGUGUUUGGAAUUGCAGGAUUCUUGAGCGUUUCGUCUGAGAUGCGAAUUCUCUGGAGCGCGCCGUACCUCUCUCGUGUCUCGGUGGAUCUUCCCUGCGUUUAG
This is a messenger RNA of Symbiodinium sp. CCMP2456, 885 nucleotides long. Lineage: Eukaryota; Dinophyceae; Suessiales; Symbiodiniaceae. The record is from the annotation of a GenBank genome assembly.